CCGACCCCUCGGCAGGCUGUGGUUUUGGCCCCACCACAUGCUCUCCCCUCGAGUGGGACUCUGGGUGGGAUGGUGUGUCCCAGGGGCUUGACCUUCAUGGGACACCUCACUGCAAAACGGAUCACCCCUACAGUAACAGAAGCAGGAAAAGGCCAUUUAGCCCAUCAAGCUGCUUCCCCCGUCAAUAAAACCACGGCUGAUCUUUCACUCUGGUCCCUGCUUCCUGCAUUGAGCCUGUAUCCAUUGACACCCUUAACAUCCAAACAUCAGUUCAUCCCCUGGAAUCUCCACUGCAACUCGAGCCUCUGGGGGAGAGAAUUCCAAGCGUUAAGCAUCCUCUGGGUGAAGAAAUUCCUUCUCACCAGAACCACCGCCACCCCCUCGUUCCGACUCCAUAAGCCCUGGGCUACCGAUCUACCUGCCUCCACCCCUGCACAAUUUCCGCUGGUUGUUCCGUGCUGCUGGAUGUUUGGGCUUAGGACCCUCCUGGGCCUUGGCGUGUUGGUGUCGACGCGGUCGGCUGCCCGUGGUGCGGUGCAGGGACUGGACUUCCUCUGCCCCAGACCCCAGUGGCCAGCGAUGUCGGGACAGGGCAGCCCCAGCCGUUCUGCCGCCAGCGGGAAACCUCUGAAGUACCUGGGUCAGGAGGAGGCCCAGAACAUCGACCAGGAGCUGUUCACCGACUACCGGUUCAGUGUGGACCAGCUGAUGGAGUUGGCUGGUCUGAGCUGUGCCACUGCCAUCGCCAAGGCGUACCCCCUGUCGUCGCUUCGGAAAGAGAAACCCACCGUGCUGGUCGUGUGUGGUCCCGGCAACAACGGCGGAGAUGGACUCGUGUGCGCGAGGCACCUCAAGCUCUUUGGCUACGAGCCAGCAAUCUUCUACCCGAAACAGCCGAGCAAGCCCCUGUUCCAGUCACUCACCACCCAGUGCCAGAAGAUGGACAUCCCCUUCCUGAAGGAGUUCCCGUCUGAGCCCCUCUUCAUUGAUGAGGUCUACAACCUGGUGGUGGACGCCAUCUUCGGGUUCAGCUUUAAAGGGGAGGCCCGGGAGCCAUUUGCCUCCAUCCUGACCACGCUGGAGGCAGUGACCGCCCCCAUCGCCAGCGUGGACAUCCCAUCUGGUUGGGACGUGGAGAAGGGCAACCCUCAGGGGAUCCAGCCCGACCUGCUCAUCUCCCUCACCGCCCCCAAGGCGGCGGCCAUCCACUUCAAUGGUCGCUACCACUUCCUGGGCGGCCGCUUCGUGCCGCCGGCGCUGGAGAGGAAGUACGGCCUGAACCUCCCGGAGUACCCCGGCACCGAGUGUGUCCGCCAGCUGCUGUGAUACCUGCAGGGGUGGCGUUCCCGCUGGUGGGGUGGGGGGGGCCGUGUUCCUGUGAACGGCUGGGAUGGAUGACCUUCCUCGUGCUCUCUCUCCGUCGCUGCGGCUGCCACCGGGUGUUUCAGUGACGGUGGGGGGGGGGUAUAUUGUCUGAGUCUUGGAGCCCGGCAGAACUGAAGGGCCUUCGGCCCACUGCACCCCUGCCAGCUCUCUGACCGCACAACGUCCCACACUUUCCCCACAGCCGCUCCUCUUUCCAGCACGCACUGGUCCCACAGCACAGCAACUCGCUGCAGAAUCGUCCCCCCCACCCUCCCUCCGCCUCUGCUACCGACUUCCUGCUGCUAGAAGCGGUUUCCCUGAGUUUUGGACUGAAGUUUUCUUCUCUGUGGGAGUUUGGAGACUUUUUUUUUGCUGCUUCCUCAUUGCGGGAAUUGCCUUGGGCUCUCGGGUCCUGUCGGGGGUGUCACACCCCACCAGCUGGGACCCUGUCCGAUUUGAAUGGUGUGACCAUCCCAAGGAACUGACGCGAAUUCUUCUGGCUGUCCCCAGUGAGAGGUUUGUGUUCGCUCGGGCUGAGGGGUAACACAUCUCUUUGAAGAGCUGCCUUCAGUAAGUACAGUCCCGAGAUCACAGGGACGCUGUUAAAGUGCCAGGGUCAAUCGGGAAUGCCUCUCUCGCACAGACAGGGGCUGGACUUCCAGCUGCACAAUAAAAGGCACAAGUAAAACUG
Molecule: messenger RNA, 2056 nt
Organism: Pristis pectinata (smalltooth sawfish)
Lineage: Eukaryota; Metazoa; Chordata; Chondrichthyes; Rhinopristiformes; Pristidae
Gene: naxe
Product: NAD(P)HX epimerase
Exons: 7
Coding region: 70-1326 (418 amino acids)
Cellular component (GO): mitochondrion
Molecular function (GO): NAD(P)HX epimerase activity
Source: RefSeq, a predicted model, not a curated record